GUGGAAAAAUAGCGUAGAUUUCGCGUCGGCAAUUCUGUUGUCGUGAAAAAUAAUUAAUUUUGUCUAGUUUUUCCGAUUAUAUCGAGUGAAAAUGACUUCGUCAAACUUUUUAACGCUACUGAAAGUGUUCACGGAAAUAGUAAACAAAUCAUUCAAGACCGGUAACAUCGAACACCUGAAGGCAGAAUAUGAUGCACAGGUUGGAUCGAGCGAUAAUGACCGUAAAGCAGCACUUCAUCAAGCUUUCCGUGAUCUGCUGCUGACGAAAACCUGUGACAUUCCAGCGAUCGAAGAUUUCAUCAAUUUCGCCGUGGCAGCGUGCCGACAGGAGAUGACUUCCCCUACCAUUCCGGUGGUGCUGUUGGGUGAUAUCUUCGAUGCGGUCACGUUGGAUAAGUGUGAACAGAUCUUUACCUACGUGGAAAACAAUGUGGCAACCUGGAAGGAGGAGUUCUUCUUUGCCGCCUGUAAACACAACCUGCUGCGGAUGUGCAAUGAUUUGUUGCGGCGGCUGUCCCGUUCUCAGAAUACAGUAUUUUGCGGUCGGAUUUUGUUGUUUUUGGCGAAAUUUUUCCCUUUCAGCGAACGUUCUGGGUUGAAUAUCAUAUCGGAGUUUAAUUUGGAGAACAUUACCGAGUAUGGCGUCGAGGGCAGCGAAAUGGGCGAUCAGCUGGGCAGUUCGGAGGAAAAUGCGACCGGAAAUCAGCUGAAGAUUGACUAUAAUUUGUACUGUAAGUUUUGGGCACUGCAGGAUUUUUUCCGGAAUCCGAACCAAUGCUACAACAAGGUACAGUGGAAGAUGUUUGCCGCUCAUGCCGGAAGUGUGAUGUCUGCGUUCAGUAGUUUUAAGCUUGAGGAACCCCGUUCGGCACCGAGCAGCAGCAGCAGCAGCAGCAGCAGUGGUGGCGCCAGUAGAUCCGUUCCAAUGGAGAUUCCGUUGGAAGAACAGGUUCGAGAGACUGGACACUUUUUUGCAAAAUUUCUUACCAAUCCGAAGCUGCUCUCGUUGCAACUGUCGGAUUCGAACUUUCGCCGAUCGGUGCUGGUGCAGCUGUUGAUUCUGUUUCAGUAUCUUAAUUCGACGGUUAAAUUUAAAGCCGAUAAUCACUGCUUGACGACGGCUCAGGUCGAUUGGUUAAAGGAAACCGAGGUCAGAGUGUACAAAUUGAUCGAAGAAUCACCCCCGAAUGGACGCAAGUUUGCCGAUUCGGUUCGACAUAUGCUCAGCCGGGAGGAACUGUGGAAUAGUUGGAAAAACGAAGGCUGCAAAGAAUUCAAACGACCGGACGCUGGGGGACCGGGUGGUACGAAUAGUAGUUCUACGGGGGCCACUGCCGCCACCGGCGGUUCGAAUGGGGAAGAAGCGACGCCACCAAUGCCGAUUCGUGUGGCAAUGAAACGUCCCCGGCGGGCGCUCGGUGAUUUGAUUCAAGAUUCCACCAAGCAGGGCAAAUUUUUCAUGGGUAAUCCGGAACUGACACGGCUGUGGAACACCUGUCCGGACAAUCUGUUGGCUUGCAAGGGAGAAGAUCGUAAUUUUUUACCCUCACUGGAAGCGUAUUUGGAUGGUUCGAAGGAAAAACACGACCCAUCGGUUGAGUGGCGUGCGUUGCGGCUAUUGGCCCGACAAUCACCGCACUUUUUCACGCUGUUCAACAGUCCUUCGUACAAAGUAGCCGACUAUUUGGAGAGCGUGCGAAAGAAGAUUCAGAAGGAUAAGAUCGACGUCCAGCGGGAGGUGGUACAGGAAGACACACCGAUGCACCCCGAACAGGGUGAAACCGAAGGCGAAGGGUUCGGGGCGGAGGAAGAAACGGAUCAGAUGGACUCGGAGCUACUGAAAACGGAACAGCUCACACCGGAGGACAAAAAUACUCACAAAACAAUCACCGUCACGCUAGACCAGAUGGCCGAGUUGGCACCGAGCAUCGGUAAGGAUUGGAAAAAACUUGCCACCAAGCUGGGCUACGGCAGCGACGAGAUUCAGUACUGCGAGUCGGAGAACGCCACCGUCACGGACCAGUGCCGGCAUCUGCUGCAGGUGUGGUUCGAGGACGACAUGGACGCCAGUCUGGACCAGUUGGCGUACAUUCUCGAGGGGCUGGAUUUACUGGUGGCGGCCGAUGCCGUCAAGCAGAUGAUUUCCGCCCUCACCGGUGACGAUAAGGUAGAGGAAAUUUCGGAUUAGUUCAACAAUAAAUGACUCGUUUUUCGAAGAUAUUA
Malaya genurostris is the source of this 2223-nucleotide messenger RNA. It is a transcript of the gene Hpr1, whose product is annotated as THO complex subunit 1. The record is from RefSeq and is a predicted model, not a curated record. Gene Ontology annotation, biological process: mRNA export from nucleus; signal transduction; regulation of DNA-templated transcription elongation. Gene Ontology annotation, molecular function: protein binding. Gene Ontology annotation, cellular component: THO complex part of transcription export complex. Lineage: Eukaryota; Metazoa; Arthropoda; Insecta; Diptera; Culicidae. The coding region runs from base 92 to 2188 and encodes 698 amino acids. The transcript has 4 exons.